CAACCCCCCGGCAUCCUCUCGCGUCGAACAGGGUCAAAAAGAUCCUCGCUCACACGUGGCAGCCCAGCACUUUUCAGGAACGACGCAACGGGUAUUGGCCCUGGCUUCAGCCCUCUCCAGUUUUUGCUAACCCCGUCUGGCUAGCCAUGCGACGUGCAGCUGAGCCGUUAUCACGUCUGCAGGGCAUGCGACGAGGCUCUCCAAUCCUGGAGAAAAUUCUCCAUCUUGAAUUUCGAAGCGCCCAAGGCUUAGGGACAGAGUCGUGGUUACGAGAUUCCUGACACACUCGCCUGCUUGCGCCCCCAACUCACAGCCUGGCCCACGGAGAAGAUGCGACGCAACAUUCCAGGCAUCCGCACCCCUGACUGAGAACCGGUUUGGCACGCUCACGACUUAUCUGGGUUCACGGGAUUUCGAGUCAACAAUCCACCGAAGGGCGGUCAAGUUAAAUAUCCCAGGGACACCGCGAAAGAGCAGUCGCUCGAGACAAAAAAGAUACAAUCAACGGACUCCUCGAACCUGUCAUAGCAGUCACCUACCUGGUAGUGGGACAUGCAUCUCGCAUCGUAAAUCCUAUCUCGGAGUCCACAUACCCAAAGCAUCCUCUUCAAAUUCACGGGCAACCCGCCAAACCGGAUGGGAAACAUCGGUCGUCCGAGCACGGGGUGCUUUCUGUGUCGUAAACGGAGAGUCAAGUGUGACGAAGGCCGCCCCGGAUGCCGCAAUUGUGCGAGGCUCAAGAAGCCCUGUCCGGGAUAUCGAGAACCAGGCUACGGCUUUAUUCGAACGGCCAUCUUUGUUUCGAACCAAGGCGACAGCCCGACCCCAAGAUCGUCUUCAUCCGAGAACCUUCCUCAAGCAGCGCUGUUUCGUGCCCGCUCGACGUCGACCGAGGGCGAUGACAGUGAUUCUGCCAAUAGCGACUCGAUUCUUCACUCGACCUCACGUGCAACCCAGAGGCUCCGCCUAGUGAAUAGUCCGUCUGGCGAUCUGACCGAGAACGCCGUUUGCUACUCCCUCACACAACUCGACGCGAACUCUCGCGUGCUAUAUGGGAAUCAUGCAUUCAACUUCCUGCCCGAAAUACUUUCCAGCUCGGGGCGAGACUCUUAUCUCUAUGCCGCCAUGCGAUCGGUUGCGGCAAUCAACUUAGCCAACCGAUCACCCACCGUCGACAUGCACGCCAUCAUCGAAUCCGAAUAUGCGCGAGCUGUAUCGAGGGUGACUGCCGCAUUGGCAGAUCCUGAACAAUGUCUGAAGGACGAGACUCUUGUUGCAGUUUGGCUGCUUGGGAUCAGAGAGCUUUUAGCCAGUGUCAAUGGACCACACGGAGGCUCAGCACACCAGACACACGUCGACGGUACUCUCAUGCUUCUACGAUUACGCGGCGAAGAGCAGUUUACCCGCCCCGCCGGUCGUCACCUUUAUCACACACUUCUCUCCGCCAUGGUAUGGGCACCAGGCAAGAACUUGGGGAUGCUGAGUGCUGACUUGUUUCAGCACUGGAGGCCUCUGUUCGCCAGCGAGGAGCCAUCACCAGAAUAUCUUAUGCUCGAAUCACAAAUACCAAAGGCCACAUCUGCGGUCCCGACGGCAUCUUUGAGACUGCGAAGUUUUUUCCACGGUGUCACUAAGCUGCGAGCCCGAAUCAGGAAUUUCCUUCUGAUGCCCCAGCAUGCUUCUGUGGAUAGAUUCCAGACCAUGGACUCCUACCUGCGAGCUGCAGCUAGGCUGGAAGACAAAAUCAGCGGAUGGUGCGAUAUUCUCGAUUGGCUUCCUCGGAAGGUGUUGGUGGACACACCACACCGAUAUCUUCCUCGCACGCCGUGGACGUCGGGAACGCUCUUCAGGCUGCACUGCUUUGAAUCUUGGGAGGCUUUCUUCCAUUGGAACCGGUAUUUUGUCGCAAAGAUAUGUCUGCAUGCUGCUCUACUCGAUGCUAUCGCAAGUCUUGGGCGCAACCAUCCACGCUACGGAAAUGGGGAUUCGACGGAUGGUACCGAUGAAUUGGUCAUUACACACACCGCAGUAAUUCACGAGAUAGUCAAGGACUUUCUUGGGACAUUGGCAUAUGCUUUUGGAGACGUCGACAAAAACGGUCGGUUGCGGAACACCCCGACUGCUGUGGUCGGCGAUGGGGCGUCGACUGAGCAGCGCGGUAUCGAUAUUCCCAGCACGUUGCAGGUGCAGGCACCCUUGUCUCAUCUGAUUACUUUGAAAUACCUCGGGCCGGGACAGCGAGAAGCUAUGUUUCUAGCUCUACAGCGCAUUCGGGCGGAGUUUAGCGUAAGAUGAAAAUGGACGUUACUAGGAACGAAAGGUCCGUACUGUAGACAGACCACACACUGUGUAAUAAUUGGAUUAGUUAAUACACAUAUCUCCCCACA
Cladophialophora immunda is the source of this 2387-nucleotide messenger RNA. RefSeq lists its product as uncharacterized. The record is from RefSeq and is a predicted model, not a curated record. Gene Ontology annotation, biological process: regulation of DNA-templated transcription. The transcript has 3 exons. Bases 637 to 2295 code for a protein of 552 amino acids. NCBI's taxonomy places the organism in Eukaryota, Fungi, Ascomycota, Eurotiomycetes, Chaetothyriales, Herpotrichiellaceae. Gene Ontology annotation, molecular function: zinc ion binding; DNA-binding transcription factor activity, RNA polymerase II-specific.